This is a messenger RNA of Onychostoma macrolepis, 2429 nucleotides long. RefSeq names its product doublesex and mab-3 related transcription factor 1 (gene dmrt1). The record is from RefSeq and is a predicted model, not a curated record. The coding region runs from base 209 to 1006 and encodes 265 amino acids. Gene Ontology annotation, biological process: regulation of transcription by RNA polymerase II; sex differentiation. Gene Ontology annotation, molecular function: DNA-binding transcription factor activity, RNA polymerase II-specific; RNA polymerase II cis-regulatory region sequence-specific DNA binding. Lineage: Eukaryota; Metazoa; Chordata; Actinopteri; Cypriniformes; Cyprinidae. Gene Ontology annotation, cellular component: nucleus. The transcript has 5 exons.
UCCAUGAUUUCAUGAGACAGUUUGGCAGUCACUUGGUCUCAGUAGGACAAACUGAACAUCAUCUCCCACGCGCGCUCUGGAAUGCACAGGUUCCUCGCGCCAAACUUGAGUAUCAAACCUCAGACCUCUGUCCUCCCUUUAUAAGCGCUUUACAAUCGGCUGGGGUGACAUAUUCUAAGAAGCCGCAGCAUCUUUACCACCUGCCAGCAUGAGCGAGGAAGAGCAGAAUAACUGCUCGCUGUCUGUCAGGAAACCGUCUCGUAUGCCGAAGUGUUCUCGCUGCAGGAACCACGGCUUCGUGUCGCCGCUGAAGGGCCACAAACGCUUCUGCAACUGGAGAGACUGCCAGUGUCAAAAAUGCAGACUGAUCGCUGAACGACAGCGGGUCAUGGCCGCCCAGGUGGCGUUACGGAGGCAGCAGGCCCAGGAGGAAGAGCUGGGCAUGUGCAGUCCGGUUAACCUGUCCGGUUCAGACACUCUGGUGAAAAACGAGGCCGCCGGUGAUAACGUGUUUACUAUCAUCUCAGAACCGCCAUCACCCACCGCCAGCAGUGUUACCGCCUCUCCCACCAACCUAGGGAGCCGUUCCAUGCUUGCUGUAAGUCCUGCAGCGACCAGCAGAGGUCACACUGAGGGCACGUCUGACCUGAUGGUGGAUGCCUCCUAUUACAACCUCUACCAACCCACACCAUACUCAUCCUACUAUAGCAACCUGUACAACUACCAGCAAUACCAGAUGCCAAGUGGUAAUGGUCGCCAUAACGUGUCCCCCCAGUACCGAACACACUCCUACUAUUCAUCUUACCUGAGUCAGGGGCUCGGCACAACUGCAUGUGUGCCACCCAGCACCUGCCCUGAACCCAAAGCAGCAGUUUUCUCUGAUGGAGCUCAAGACGCAGUGUCCAUCAGCUCAAUGAUCAACCCUCAGAACAAGCUGGAGUGUGAGAGCAGCUCAGAGUCGGGAACCUUCUCUGUCGACUCCAUCAUCGAGGGGCCAACCAAAUGAAAAACCCUCACCUGCACCAAUCUCCCAUCUAAUUGAAUUGUGUCUGUAUUUUAACUAAAAGUAUUAUGACUUUGAAAGCAAACCCUACCUUCUUGUUCAACAGUUUGUAGUUAGUACUGAUCAUUGUGUUGUUUUUCAACUUUUCAAGAUUUUCAUAGACAUGGGUUAUGUUUUACUCUUAGUUUCUCAAUGAUCAGAAAUACAGUUUACAAGGCUGGCUAUGUUUCAUACUGUUUGAUAGCUUCAGUUUGUUUACUUUGAUGCUGCAGUUUUUAAAGAUUAGAAAGAUUCCACUCUUAUACACUAGUGAGAGAAAUAGCAGAGAACAAUGAUUUAUUGUCAUAUAUCAGCUGAAGCUCAGUAUUGCUGUCAUUGGCCUAAUGGACAAUCUAACUUCUUUCCAUGACCUUCAAGAUGCAAAGUAUAUGAGCUCUUCUCCAGCAUCUCUAUAGUGGCUGUGGGACAGUUGAGUUAGAAGAGAUACUAUUAAAUUAUGCUUCAAUCUCACAGUGAACGGCUUGUUUAUUUAUGGCCAUCACUAAAGAACAUCAUUUCACUUUUGAUGAUUUGCAUCUACCCUGUUCCUAUGCAGGAUCCAGCUAAUGUUCAGUACUCUUCUCUGCUUUCUUUGUAUAAUAUGAAGCUGUGCCCUUGAUUUUAAUAGUGUUGGCACAGAUAAUGUCCUCAGUCAAGUCACGAAUAAAUGGUAAAGGAGAAGAGGGACACACAACUUUCUUUCCUUUUAUGCUGUUUGUUGCAGACAUAUUUAUGACUGCAUGUUUAACUAAAAAUGACGACAUUUGACAUUCGACAUCUGAUAGAAAUUAGCCGUAUCCAUGUUAAAUGCAUUUUGGAAAUUUCUCAGUGUAAUCAAAUUUUUACUUUUUUAUUUUGUUUAUUUUAUUUUGUUAUAGUGAAGGGCCAUUUAAGAUGCUUGCAUCUGUAUUUGUUUUGCGCUUACAUAGAGCUCAGUAUUAAUAAGUAGCUUACUGAGACUUAAACUAAUAGCCUUUUUCUAAAAAUGAAUGUAAAAUCUCGUAGGAAUAUGCAUACUGUAUAUUCUAAUAUUGAACAGUCAAACAGUUUUGAUUUGGAGAUUUUGUACAAUUGUUAGACUAACAGUUCACAGUUUGAUUCAUCUGUUAAUUUGUUUUCCAGACACUGGUUUUGUAUAAACAUACUUACUGUAUUUUGCUCAUGAUGUGGUGAGCUCUUUUUCACUGACACCAUGAUGUUACAAAUAUUUUUUAUUAUUGUUAUGAUUAUAAAACGAUAUAAAAGCUAAUUUGCAAUCGUUGUGUGUUUAUAUGGUCUCAUGUUCAGUGGAAAUAAAAUCAUUCUUGAUGACCGACUUUCACAAGGCAUGCCUGUUGAGAGCACGUGAUAAAAAAUCCGGAAUGAAAAUUACUUGUAUUUUCUUUGC